Molecule: messenger RNA, 1164 nt
Organism: Ambispora leptoticha
Lineage: Eukaryota; Fungi; Glomeromycota; Glomeromycetes; Archaeosporales; Ambisporaceae
Source: the annotation of a GenBank genome assembly
AUGAAUAUUUUAAAGUUAUUUAUCGACUCAUAUUGGACCUCACCGACCGAUCAACUACUAUACAUCUUCAACAAAUCAAACAAUGAACUAAAAUCCGAUGAAGAAAUCGUAAAAAUCGUCGAAGAAUGGCUCAAACAAAAAAACUACUCUGCUUCCGAUUGUUUCGCCAGAACUCUGGAACACUAUCAACGACAACAUCAACAUCGUCAUAAGAAUAGGUACCGAUACGCAGCAUUGCUCGCGUUCUUGUAUCGUUGGGGAAUCGGCACAAGAAUAGAUCCCCAAAAAACAUUUUAUUGGUACACAUUAGCGGCUGAAAAAUUGCGAGAUCCUCUAGCACAGAAUGAACUCGGAUGGUGUUACAGUGAAGGAUUUGGAACGAAACAGGAUCAUAAAGCAGCAUUUAAAUGGUUCUUUAGAUCUGCCGAGGCAGGAAAUGCUAUCGCAGCAAUGAAUUUAGGACAAUGUUAUUUUUAUGGGGAGGGAACGUCGAUUGAUGAUGCGAAAGCAUUGCAUUGGUACGAAAUUUCUGCACGAAAAAAUUAUUUGAAUGGGCAAAUUCAACUUGCACAAUUCUAUCGUUGCGCUUCGAAACCAUAUCGAAGUACACGUUUAGCAAAACACUGGUACGAAAAAGCGGCGAACUCAGGUAGUCCAGAAGCGCAAGUAGAAUUGGGGUUUUGCUAUUAUCACGCUAUCGGGGUUAGCAAGCAGUUAAAAGAACAUGCAAUAGAAUGGUACAAAAAAGCCGCAAAACAGGAUUACCCACGUGCACAGGCACUACUCGCUAAAUAUUAUUUACACACGGAACCCAGCUUAUCGUUCAAGUAUUAUCUUAGAGCUGCGAAUAACGGAUACCCGCAUGCGAAAAAACGGCUUGCCGAUUUCUACGCUCAAGGGAUCGGCACUAAAGUCAAUCAUGUGCGUGCAUUCUAUUGGUAUCGACAGUGUGCGGUUAAUAAUAAAGAGGAUCAUGAACGGGCAGCUUUGAGACUGGUGAGAUAUUUUGAUAAAGGAUAUGGAACACAGGUGGAUUUGCAUGAAGCAAUCAAAUGGUUCCGUGUUUUUCAGGAGAGUGGCGAGAUGAGUUUUGAUGAUGUUAAAUGGUGUAACCAAUUUCGGCUCAAACUUCAAUAUGGAAAACAUAUACCGAUAGUCGGAUAA